AUGGACCUGGUUGUACGUCACAUUGCGGUCAAUGUAGUGGCGGGAACACAACGUGUAACGCAUACAACGGUCAUUGUUCAAGCAGCUGUGCACCCGGAUACAAAGGAGAUGUAUGCUCAACUCCCUGUGAUCCCGGAGAAUAUGGAUGGGGAUGCACAUCAAAAUGCGGUCAGUGUCGUGAUGGGAAAACAACGUGCAACAUUGACAACGGUCACUGUCCGAAUGGAUGUGCUACUCGGUUCAAAGGAGAGACAUGUCAAACACGUACGUCGGAAUGUUGUAAUAUCAUGUGAUCCGGAAGAUGAUGGAGCAGAGUGUACAUUACGAUGUGGUCAAUGUCGUGAUGGCAACAUGACGUGCAACACGAACAACGGCUAUUGUCCACAUGGAUGUUCAUCUGGAUACAAAGGGCAGCUGUGUAACAUACCCUGUGCUUCCGGAGAGUUUGGCCCAAACUGUACAUCAAACUGUGGCUACUGUCAUGACGGCAGCACGACGUGUGACACGUACAAUGGGCACUGUCCAGACGGAUGUGUCGUUGGAUACAAAGGAGACUUCUGUAACACCACAUGUGAAGAUGGGGCAUUCGGCAAAGACUGUAUCCAUUAUUGUGCUUUUUGCAUAAACGGAGAUUGCAACACACUAGAUGGAACAUGCCGUAGUGGAUGUUUAAGGGGUUACAUGGGACAGUUUUGCAACGAGAGUUUGUAUGAUGAUAAGAACCAAGAUAAAUACCAGUCGACUCCAAAAGAAAAUAUCGCAGCUGUUGUUGUUGCUGCGGUCUCAUCUACGUUACUGUUUGGUGCAAUAAUAUCGAACGUAGUUUUUAUAUACCUGUAUUGCAGAAGGAAAGCAAGAUACAGGAAUGGGACAGAGAAAACGGACACUAAUUAUUAUACAACUCCAGGACCAUCUGUAUCAUCUGAUUACGAUAGCCUUGAUAUGACAGAACUGGGUUCAACCCCAGGAACAAGACGAUAGUGUUAUGUGGGCAAGUCCUAAAAUUCACUGCUUUGCCUUAAAUGAAUCACCC
This is a messenger RNA of Mya arenaria, 1033 nucleotides long. RefSeq names its product protein draper-like. NCBI's taxonomy places the organism in Eukaryota, Metazoa, Mollusca, Bivalvia, Myida, Myidae. Gene Ontology annotation, molecular function: scavenger receptor activity. The transcript has 8 exons. The coding region runs from base 1 to 981 and encodes 326 amino acids. The record is from RefSeq and is a predicted model, not a curated record.